This is a messenger RNA of Callorhinus ursinus (northern fur seal), 7379 nucleotides long. RefSeq names its product calcium/calmodulin dependent protein kinase IV (gene CAMK4). Lineage: Eukaryota; Metazoa; Chordata; Mammalia; Carnivora; Otariidae. Gene Ontology annotation, molecular function: protein kinase activity; ATP binding. Gene Ontology annotation, biological process: protein phosphorylation. The record is from RefSeq and is a predicted model, not a curated record.
ACUUCACUCAAAGGCGGCGGCGGGCGGCGGGGCUUCUCGCUCCGGCAGCGGCGGCGACAGCGGUGGCGGCUUCCGGAGUCCCGCCGCGAAGAUGCUCAAAGUCACGGUGCCCUCGUGCUCCGCCUCGUCCUGCUCUUCGGUCACCGCCAGUGUGGCCCCGGGGGCCGGGAGCCUCGUCCCGGAUUACUGGAUCGAAGGUUCCAACAGAGAUGCUUUGAGCGAUUUCUUCGAGGUGGAGUCAGAGCUGGGACGGGGUGCUACAUCCAUUGUGUACAGAUGCAAACAGAAGGGGACCCAGAAGCCUUAUGCUCUCAAAGUGUUAAAGAAAACAGUGGACAAAAAAAUUGUAAGAACUGAGAUAGGAGUUCUUCUUCGCCUCUCACAUCCAAACAUUAUAAAACUUAAAGAGAUAUUUGAAACCCCUACAGAAAUCAGUCUGGUCCUAGAACUGGUCACGGGAGGAGAACUGUUUGACAGGAUUGUGGAGAAGGGAUAUUAUAGUGAACGAGAUGCUGCAGAUGCUGUUAAACAAAUCCUGGAGGCAGUUGCCUACCUACAUGAAAAUGGGAUUGUCCAUCGUGAUCUCAAACCAGAGAAUCUUCUCUAUGCAACUCCAGCCCCAGAUGCACCGCUCAAAAUCGCUGAUUUCGGACUCUCUAAAAUUGUGGAACAUCAAGUACUCAUGAAGACAGUGUGUGGAACCCCAGGGUACUGCGCACCUGAAAUUCUUAGAGGCUGUGCCUAUGGACCUGAGGUGGACAUGUGGUCUGUAGGAAUAAUCACCUAUAUCUUACUUUGUGGAUUUGAACCAUUCUAUGAUGAAAGAGGUGAUCAGUUCAUGUUCAGGAGAAUUCUGAAUUGUGAAUACUACUUUAUCUCCCCCUGGUGGGAUGAAGUAUCUCUAAAUGCCAAGGACCUGGUCAGAAAACUAAUUGUUUUGGAUCCUAAGAAACGGCUGACUACCUUCCAAGCUCUCCAGCACCCAUGGGUCACAGGUAAAGCAGCCAAUUUUGUACACAUGGAUACUGCUCAAAAGAAGCUCCAAGAAUUCAAUGCCCGGCGCAAGCUUAAGGCAGCAGUGAAGGCCGUAGUGGCCUCUUCCCGGCUGGGCAGUGCUGGCAGCAGCCACGGCAGCAUCCAAGAGAGCCAGAAGGCCAGCCAAGCGCCAGCUCUGACCCAGGAUGGCAGUGAAGAUGUUAAAGCUAUUUCGGAAGGAGAGAAAGCUCAAGGAGGUGGGGCCCAGGUGGCAGUUGACGGGGCAGAGGCUGAGCUGAUGAAGGUACAGGCCGUAGGGGAAGUUAAAGAUGCGGAUAGAAAGGCUACCAACAUGGUGUCCAAGGCACUAGAGGAUGGGAUAAAGGCGGUUGCCCCGGAAAUAGAUGAGGGCCUAGUAGAGGAGAAGCUGAAGUCCAUGGAGGAAGCAGCAGUCCCCAAAGAAGUGCAAGAAAACCCGGCUCUGGGAUUUGGAGCUCAGCAGAAUGACGUGGUCCUGCCAGAAUACUGAUUUGGCUUCUUUCCAAACUGGAAGCCAAAUUCUGGCACUUUAUGCAUUUUGUCCUUCAGCAAGGAAGGUGUGGAAGCAUGAUAUGCACUAUAGUGAUUCUGUUUUUUGAGGUGCAAAAAAAUAAUACAUAUCUAUCAGUUGGUAAUCCUAAAUUCAUGCAUGUGACUGCUUUAUGAAAAAAUAGUGUCUUCUAUGGUAUGUAAUGGAUACCUAAUGCCGAGGAGUUAAAUUUGAAAUUGCAAGUAAACACAACAUUUAAAAACAUACAUGUUCAGGGACCAGUAGCACAUGUUGAAGUAACUAGUAAAUUGUUUUUGCUUUGAAAACCUAGUCAUCAUAAUCCUUUGGAUUUCUUCAUAAAGCAGUAAUUCCUUUGGACUCUUGCUUAACUAAUAUUAGGUAGUGCUCUAAGACGUGUUCCCAUGGCAUUCACAACAUUAUACUUUUCAAUGUGCUCAAACUGUCCAAUGUGUUCAAACUGUUUACAAGGAGAUGGUUACAGGUUAGUUUUAUGAUACAUACAAAAAAAAAAAUUCCCACUUAAAAUGGUAAGAAAUUGAAGCAUACGUAAGGGCCGUGAAACAAAAUGCCCUUAAAGCUUGUGUAGAGAAUGCUUUCUUAUUUUGUCCUUAUUUAUACACACUGUAUUACUAAUAACCAAAAAUGUUCUAUCACAAAAUCCUGCCAUUUUACAAUCCUGGAGAAAGCAUUUUACAAACUCAUGCUGAGGGAUGUACUGCUUCCUUCCCCUGCUAAUACAGUUUCUUUCUCAUGGACAACACUUAAGGUGGGCUAAAGAAAUCGAGGGAAGAAAAGGAGCUAAGCGCUGGACUUAACUCUCACAAAGGUUGACUGCUUGUCAUUUUCAGAUAAAAUUGGAUUUAUUCAUGAGUUUCUACAACUUUAAAGACAGUGACCUUUUUAUGGAUAAACUCUACUAUUACCAAGUUUCAUAUAUUUAGAAAAAUCUACCCCAUAGGCUGGUGCCAGAAUGUCUGAAAAGAGUGAGAAUAAUAUUCCAUUAUAAGAUCGUUCAUUAUUGAUUUUACUAGAUUAAGGAACCUUGUUUAUGAAAGUCCUUUUUUCCUUCAAUUGAUGGUUAUCUAGAUAUAUUGCUUAUGAACUAAAGAUAUUUCUGAAAAUCUGUCAUAUCUUUUUUUCAUGCUUGGAAUAGAAGUGCCCAAAUUUUACAAUGUAGUUUUUAGUUUCCAUGCCAAGAAAUUUAAGACAGUGCAACGUUUUGUUUACCUUAAAAAAAAAAAUGAAAAGAAAGCACUGAUUUCAAAUCAGACUCAUGAGAAGCUGUAACAUUAGACCUAAUACUUCACCAUGAUGUUUUUUCAAAGUAUUUUUCUUUGAUUUUCAUAUGAACACUUUCCCCCUAUAGAAAUCACACUUAAAUUCCAAGUACCUCGUAUUUAUUUCUAGUUUGAGUUGAAGUGAACGUUUUUAUCGAUUUAUGCCUCAUUUUAAGUUUUCCUCAGUUUUAAAAAAGGAUUGUUCUCAAAGACCAAAACGAUGACAGUAAAAAUGACUGUCACAGAAAAGUCCUCAUCAAAAAAGAUCUUAAAUUCUUUUGGCUCUUUCUCAAAACUAUGAAAUUGGAAAACGAAAUUAAAUCUCCGGUUCCUGGGGGGGCUACUGGACCUUGGGAGACAUUCUGCUUUCCAAGUGCAAAUCUUCCUUUACUACUGUUCUCAUGAAAAGAAAAUAAGGUAGGACUUCUCAUCACCCAUAGUUUAGGGGCCUGGCAGGUCAUCAACAUGGACAGAGGAAAAAGCCCUUAAGGGCACAUCAUCUGGGCUCAGAAGAAUAUUUUUUGUUUUGAUUUAUUUUUAUUAGCUAGUAGAGAGUACUUGUCCACUUCCCCCAUUUCUUUCCUUCCCUCUUUAUCCUCUCUCAGAAUUUCCAUGUUAGUAAUUGUAAAGGGCUCACUAUUUUUAACCUUUAAGAAUGCCUUUUUCACUAAGCAUUAACAUUUCCAUGUAAGAAGAUCAAUUGCCUGGUGUACUUUUCCUAAUGAGACUUAACAGGCAUACAGGGUAAGUGUCCCAUAUAUUGGAAAAGGAAAGAAGAGAGGGAAAUGCAUUGUCUUAGAAGUGGCAAUUAGUUGGAAGAUCAGUACAUACUGCCCCUCCUGGCCCACCCCCACACUGUUCCAAGGGUGGGCAGUUGUCCUAUCAUUCCAUCGCUCAGGCCUGACUGCACCGCGGCGCCCUGUGUAGCAGGAGCCGUGAAGAAAGACAAUCUUGAAUUUUUUUCCCAUUUUAAAAAAGUCUAAUUGGAAUCCUACUGGUUUUUUCAAACUAAAAGAGCUCAUUUAUCCCACAAGUACAUAAAUGAGGUAGAAAUUAGAAUGAUUGUAGAAGUUAUCAUCUAGAACAAGUGCUAUUACUCCAUUGUAUAAUCAAUAUGAAAACUUAAUGAGAUAUUUUGAAUUUUGAAUUUUUAUACUAAGUUUUCAAAAUCAGGAGUAUAUGUUAUACCUUUAGUACAUCAAGUGCUCAAUAGCCACAUGUGACUAGUGGCUAAUGUAUUGGAACGAAACUGUUCUACAGUACUUCUUAAGCAAAAUGACACAUGGAUUCCUAUGCUUGGAUUUGAGCUGCUUCAGUUUCACAUGGAUGAGCCUAGGAGGCCAAAAAGAAAAUGGUUCAAAAGUGUCAUAGACUAAAAUAAGUAAAAACUCUUGGCCACAUCUGCUUAAUCAUGUGCUUCAAAGGGAUGUUUCCCAACAUGACUUUUAGAAAACAGUACUUUCCUGGGCAUUGCAAAAUUGUCUGUUGGCUAUAGUCCCUCGAAUCCCUCUUUGGGCCCUGGAAUCUUGACCACCGGCUAGAGUCUCCUGAGUACUGUCAUAAAGUCAAUAGUAUUCUUGUGUAUGAAAAUUUACUGUGAGCCAACCAUGGGUCCCCGUUCGGGAGGGACUGCGCAAAAAAUGUUAAUAGGAUUUUGUAGGGCUAGACUAAGCUGGGCAUCAUUUUUUAACAAGCAAUUUUUCUUUCUACAAAUCUACUGAAACAUACUAAAUUUACUAAAUGAGGGUGAUGAUAUCAUCCCAGUAACCCCCAAAAUGGGAAUGACCACUGGCUGGCAUUUUUUAGAUUUCCUUAGAACGAUUUAAUCAACACUGCCAUUAUACAUGGAUUCAAAAGACUUAGAAUGUUCUUACAUACUGCUAUUUUAGAGUAAUCCUCAAGGUUCUAUAGCCAUUUUUAGUGGCAAACUUAAAAAAGAAAGGAGUAACUUGCCUUUUACUGUGACCUCAAUUACAUAGUAUCUUAAGCAUAUUUUGUAAUUUAGAAUGUCUAGCAACCCCUAUUUCCAGUUUCACAUGCAAGGUAACUGCUGGUGGGCUGCCUACAAACCGAAGAUUUAGAGAGAGCCAUUUUGUCUCAUAAUUCCGUUUUUAUUUCACAGAAGCAUCUGGUUGCAUUUCAAAUUGGAAAAGAGAAGUAAAUGCCAGAAAAGGCAAAGAAUAAAAUUAGUAAAACAUUUAUUCGAUUUUAGGAUUGUUCUUGCAAAGCAAAUGAAAAAAGAAAAAAAAAAGAAAAGUCAACGAAGUGAAUCAGCACUAGGUUUUUCUGGAUGAAGGUUGACUUCACAUAAAAUUGAAAUAAAUAUACUGAGCAGAGUCAUUUACAUAACUACAGUGCCAUUAUGUAAUUUACUUGUCAUUGCAGAGUAUUCAGUCUGGUUAUGUAGGUCUUCUUUAGAUGGUGCAAAGUUUCCAGACAUUUGCCUACAUAAUAGGAUUUGUAAUAUCCUUGCAAUUACUAUCUAUUAGGUCAUAUUCCAAUUUCCUUAAUGUUCAUCAUGGAUAUGUUCCUCAUAUUAGGGUCAUUGCUAACAUCUGAGCAUUUACUGGUUAAGUACUGCUUAAUGGCUAGACUCUAUGUAUGUCAUCUGUGUUUUUUAAAAACAUUUAUGUGCAUGUAAACACAAUAUUGGCAUUAUAAUAUUCAUAAGCAUAUGAUAAGCAGAAAUGUACCCAAUAACUUUCUAUACAUUUUUUUCAAAGUUCUUUUCUUCCCCUGGCACAACUCAGGGUGAGUUUCUGGCUCCUUGACAAAUAAGGAAAAAAAAAGACCACUGGAGAGAUACCAGCUACCCACCAUGUUUACCAAGCUCAGCAUUUCCUCCUUCUACAUUUUGAUCUACUAAGGGCCAGUUUUUGUCAUUAUUACUCCGUUCAAAUAUCACCUGAGAUCAGAUAAUAUAAUCUCAGCUCACAAAGCCCAACCAUUUAUGUACUUACCUUGGAGAGCAAUAACAAACUUGACUAAUUUAUGUUGGCUUGUUUAAAAUUCCAGUUUUCAUAAAUGUUUGUGAUAUAUUCUAGAGGAUUUGAUUGCAUGAUUUUAACUUCUUUCAAGAAUCAGCCUUUUCCCUUUCACGUGGCCCAGAGGUCCACAUAGAGCAAGAUGGAAGCCUUGAAUGAGAGCGGACCAUCUGACUCCUUUGCAGGAAUCAGACAUUGUUCAGAAGACUCCAGGUGUGUCUGACCUGGUUGAGCUCAGAUGAGCCAAAUGGAAAGAAACCUCUUCCCAUGCUCUGACUGAAAGUGAUGUUAUUUGAAUAUUGGUAUAUUCCCGUUAUUCAGUAAUGAAAAAAUGGGACUCCACCAGUCAGUUACUCUUUCCCGUGUCUUGGUUUGCUAACACCUUUCCCAAAUCAAUGUUUUGUUCCAUCCUUCUGGCCAUCAGGUUGCUCUCUCAGCUUGUGAGAUCUUCUAAAACCCUGGAAGGAGGAUCCCGGACUUGUUGGAGAAAUGCGGGGCCCUUGGUGGCCCAGAGUUUAGUUUGAAACUAAACAAUAAUGCUAAGGCUACAAAAUCAUGCUUGUUCAUUUAAUAGGUGUUUUCAGCACAUUUUGAAGAUUGACCUGGAAAACCCAUGGAUAUGAAAUGGUUACAUCUGUGUAAUCUUUGCUAUGACUCAUUGUUUAAAAUGACAGGUAUUUCAUCUUCAGUCAGUUGAAAAUAAUAUUUAUUUUCCAUUUAAAAGAUUAUUUGGGGGCACUCAAAUACAAUAGGCUUCACAUUCGAAUUUUUGAAAGCUGUUGUUUUCCCUAAGUGCUCUCACUCUCUGACCAUCAGUUGUGGAUAAAAAUUUAUUAGGUUAGUCCUUUCUUUGUCCUUUCCUUGAACCAUGUAUAGUAGUUCAUCUGGUUUGUAAAGGAUGUAAGUAUCACUAUAAAUUGAAAACUGUCAUCUUAUAACUGCCUCCUGUUAACCGGACCUAUUUUAUCGCCUAUCAUGCAGCGACUCACGGUAGCAUAAGGUACAAAUAGCAUAUUCAUGAGCGAUGAUUUUUACUUUUUAUUGUCAAGGUUAUUACUUGCGUUAGAAGUUCUCAAGGUGUUUCUCUUCGUACACCCUUAGUCUCAGUAUUAUUUUCAUGGUCCUCCCAAAGCCAAAAAAUUUAUCUAACAUGUCCAUUUACUAAGUAGUUAGGCCCAAACAACACAAUAGUAGUAUUGCAUUCCAUAUCUGAUAGAUGUGGCUGUGUUUCCCUGGAAAUUUUAAAAUUUCUUGUGAGUUCACUGAGUGGCAAUAGCUGACAGGGGUUUAAGUAAUUCCUUAUGCCCAGUGAACUAAGGGUAUCAGGCAAAGGGUAUUAUUACUAGUACAUGAGUUAGAAGUUACUGUUUAUACUUUCUUAUUUGAAUAUCAAUCAUUCUUUUAUCUAUGGUUUUUAUGAUAUACAUAUAAAACUUAUAUGCACAUUUUUUAAAAAGCAAUUUCCCCAUCAUUACCCAAGGAAAUACAUUUAAAUCUCCAAAGAACAAUUUUCGGGAAUCAGGCAAACUAUGGUUCAUAGACCAAAUCCACCAGAGGCCUGUUUUUAUAAAUAAAGUUUUUAUUAGAACACGA